Morchella importuna is the source of this 879-nucleotide messenger RNA. RefSeq lists its product as uncharacterized. Gene Ontology annotation, molecular function: protein binding. The transcript is spliced from 2 exons. Lineage: Eukaryota; Fungi; Ascomycota; Pezizomycetes; Pezizales; Morchellaceae. Bases 1 to 879 code for a protein of 292 amino acids. Gene Ontology annotation, cellular component: cytoplasm. The record is from RefSeq and is a predicted model, not a curated record.
AUGCUUACCCUCCCCGGUUUACCCCCCGAGAUCCUCGUGAAAAUCGGGUGCCAGCUUGAUGCCAAAGACCUUUGUCGUCUCAUUCGCGCAAACAGAAGACUUGCUAUGGUUCUUUGCCCAAAACUUCAGCGGAUGGCAAUCGAUUGUCCUGAGCUGGGGUUCGCCGCCCUUCUCUCAGCAGCAAGCAACGGAAACAUACUGCUCGUCAAAUUGUAUAUUAAUCAUGGCUUGAAUGAUGCCCGGCUACAGCCUUUGAAAGGGAUGAAAAGGUUAUAUGAUUUGCCUGAUGAUUACACACCAUUUUUUCCGGGGUUUCUGUUUUCAAGGAACCACCAAACUGCAUUUCUCACAGCGGCUAUGGAAAGUAAUGAGACUACUGUCAAAGUAAUAUAUGAGACUGGCAUCCAGAAAAUCGUGUCAAGGAACUAUCUUCGGCAAAGCGCUCUCCAUAUGGCGGCAUCAAAUAAGGAUAUCGGUCCCUUGGAGUAUCUUAUACGGAACGGCGCCGAUACAAAUGCUCGUGACCGGUAUAAACAAACGCCUCUCCACCAUGCCGCGGCAGGCUGGUCCGGGGCUAGCCACAAGCACUUGAGGACGCUCAUACGAAAUGGAGCGAGAGUCGAUGCAUUGGAUUUUCGUAAACGAACACCACUCCACAUGGCUUGUAUUGGGGGUUCAUGGCCAAAAAUCAAAACACUGUUAGAAAACCAGGCGGAUAUGUCUAUCAGAAAUGAUACAGGUAUGGCCAGUAAUGAGAAGGUUGACAGAACGGUUCCGGAGGUGCUACCAGAGGUGCCGCUGUCAUUGAAGUCUUAUAAUUCGUUUCUUCAAGGGCUUGAGAAGGUCGGGUUGGAGGAGAAAGUUUCUCGACUCUUUUAA